AUGUUCCUCUCAAAAGCCCUCAUCCUGGGCGCGUCGCUCUACUCGUGCGCUUUGGCACAAACAAAGAUUGCUUUCACCCACGUACCUGCUGUCGUCGUUGCGGGAGAGUCAUACAACAUUACAUGGGGAGGAGGUGAUGGUACAUCAGUGACAAUCACGCUACGUGAAGGAGAUCCAAAUGAGCUGAAAACGAUUGAUACCCUGGCCGACAGCGUUUCCGACAAUUUCUUCCUAUGGACUGUCUCGAAAGAUCUCAAGACUGCCUCUGACUAUGCGCUCCAAAUUACCCAAGGCCAGAACGAUAUCAACUACAGCGGGCAAUUCUCUCUCACAGGUGGAACUGGCUCAUCGACAAUUUCGGCCUCUGGGACCACCACGGCAACAGCAUCACAUAAUUCCACUGCUGGAAUCACGAGCACGAGCACCACUGGCACUGCCUCACUAGGAACAGGGUCUGCCAUUCCACGAAACACUACAUUCAGCUCUGCCACCAUGUCCCGGACCACCACAAGCCUGCCAUCCACGAUCACCGAAACCUCAUCUGAAUCUGCCACAUUCGGUGACGUGACUUCGACAUCCGCUGCUCCAACGCCCACAGCUGCGGCGACUACAAGUGCCCCCAACUCGAAUUCUGCUAGAGUGGCUCAGCUCGGUAGCUCGGCUGCAUUGGUCAUGGGCAUUUUUGCUGCCGUGUUAUGCUUGAGUUGA
Messenger RNA from Exophiala xenobiotica, 708 nucleotides. RefSeq lists its product as uncharacterized. Bases 1 to 708 code for a protein of 235 amino acids. The record is from RefSeq and is a predicted model, not a curated record. The transcript has 4 exons. Lineage: Eukaryota; Fungi; Ascomycota; Eurotiomycetes; Chaetothyriales; Herpotrichiellaceae.